UCAGAUCGGAGCUGUAACACAUCACGGCUCCGGCAGAGGGAGCACUGCGCGUUGUUUCUCUUACUUUUCCUUGUGUCAUCGAUGGAAAACCGGGUUCUGCUGUCCUGAGUUACUUCUGUAAAUCGCCUGUCACCUAUCUCCUCUCCCCCCACAAAACAGCAGGUGGCGCGGCAGAGACAGUUCAGUGCCAAGAUGCAGAGAAAUGGCAGUGAUUCACACCCUCUGUUUGGGGGUGCACUAUCGGCUGUCCUGCCUCACAGCAUCUGCGACAUCAGUGAGCUGAGGGAGAUCCCGGACAAUCAGGAGGUUUUUGCUCAUCAGCACAGUGACCAGAGCCUCAUUGUGGAACUGCUGGAGUACCAGAGCCAUGUGCUGGACGGUGAAGCUGCCAGGUAUCACUUCGAGGACGUGGCCCGCAGUAACGAGGCGGGGGGCCCCGGCGUGUCGGAGGUGCGCAGCUUGGAGCCCCUCGCCAAGGCGCUGCUCUCCCUCCCGGACUGCAGCUCAGCCUGGCUCCUGGCUGGCACCCAGCUGGUGUCCAAGUUCAACGAAGAGGCAAAGAACACAGUGAAUAUAUACCUGGGACUGUUCCGGCUGCCUCAGCACUCCACAGACAUCAUGGUCACCUUCAAUGACCCUGUCUCCAUCAGCCCGCUCAGCAGCAGCACGGGAGGGGCCUCGGAAAUGGCCACAGCUCCCUGGACCCUGGAGGACUUCCGGCUGGUACUCCAUACGCUCCGGCUCCUGGACCCAGCGGUGUUUGGCUAGGAGCCCCCCCCUCCUCCUGAAUCUGACAUCGCCUCCCCCCGCCAGCCCCCAUCUCCACGCAUCUCCACCCGUCUCCUGCCUAAGCAUGCCACACAGCAGUGCGCACAGAACUCCUGAGAGGCACUGCUGCUUCAUCCCAGCAGCUCCGCCCCGUCUGCCUGGGUCACGCCUGGGGUACAGAGUGACUGGAACUGGUGCAUCUUGUUCAUGGCAUCAAAACGGCAGCAGGGGCUCAGCGAGACAUUUUCUGGUGCUGCUGUUCUCUUGGGCUUUGAAAGGAAAAACAGGUUUUACCACCACGAGUUACUUUUCUGUUCAAAACCUCAGAAGAUGCAUACCCUUUCAUUUAACUGGAGACCGAAUACAGCGAGCCUUGACAUGACAGGAUUCUCACCUUCUCAAGACCAAAGCUAAUACCCGAAGAGUGAUGAAACAAAAUGUGACAAGCACUUGAGCUUCAGCGUGAAUAAAUAUACAGUGAAAUGGAGGCAUCAAAAGAAUCAGGUGCCUGCGGUGCCCUUCUCUACCUUGAUGGACGACGAUGAAUGAAGGAGGCGAGCAAGUCUUGACUUGACUGGAUCAGCAGGAUAGACUGAAGUGUGACUUUGCAGUCACUCUUAACUUUGCAGAUAGGUGGUGUUCAAGUCCGUCUUUGAGGGAGGUGUGUGUGGGGAGGCUGUUUGCUUCAUUUGAGGUCAGCUGAGAAAAGAACACGCCUGUUCCUCCGCAGAACUCCUGCUAUCAGCAGGAUUGCUAUCUGGGGAGUUACUGGCACUGGCUUGUAACUGUUUGCUUUAAACUGUGCUGUUAGAUGCGUGAUAUGGGGAAGAUCAUUUGUUUUCUUCCCAGAUGUAAGUGUGUGUUUUGGUUCCAGCCUGUUUUGUUAUUGAUUGACUCAUACUGCUUCAGAGGAAUGAAGACAUUCUGUUUGGCCUCUCAUCCUGUGCCUGUUUCAACACCAUGUUGACUUAAACUGAUUAAUUAACCCUACGUGUGUAAGAGCUCAUUGUGAAAUAAAAAUCAGAGGUUUGGGGUUAGGAAGGUGCUUUCUCGCAUUAUCAAUGUUUUUCUUUGAGCUGACUCCUGCUGUUUAACCUCUGUAGGUCAGCAGUCCUCUGUUCCUCUUUUGCUCUGUUGACAUUGCACACCCUUGCCAAGAGCACACGCUGUCUUCUUUCUUCCUUGAAAACCUAACUGCACCUCCCUUAAUGUGUCACUGCUGUGUGACCUCGCUGGCCAACACAAACACACAGUCUCCUUGUUCCUUUAAAACCCUUCUCCAGUUACUGUGCUUUCCUGCCCUGUUCAAUAAAAUAUCUUAUGCCAUAGUGA
Messenger RNA from Lepisosteus oculatus (spotted gar), 2100 nucleotides. RefSeq names its product RAN guanine nucleotide release factor (gene rangrf). Lineage: Eukaryota; Metazoa; Chordata; Actinopteri; Semionotiformes; Lepisosteidae. Gene Ontology annotation, cellular component: nucleus. The record is from RefSeq and is a predicted model, not a curated record. Gene Ontology annotation, molecular function: small GTPase binding; transmembrane transporter binding; sodium channel regulator activity. Gene Ontology annotation, biological process: regulation of sodium ion transmembrane transporter activity; heart contraction; protein import into nucleus.